This is a messenger RNA of Siniperca chuatsi (mandarin fish), 1724 nucleotides long. RefSeq lists its product as uncharacterized. The record is from RefSeq and is a predicted model, not a curated record. NCBI's taxonomy places the organism in Eukaryota, Metazoa, Chordata, Actinopteri, Centrarchiformes, Sinipercidae. The coding region runs from base 955 to 1707 and encodes 250 amino acids. The transcript has 9 exons.
UACAUCAGUCAUUACAUCGAAGCACAGCUCAUAACUUGCUUAGUUUACCACCUGAUAAACACGCGCAUCAGGGAGGCAGUCAAGGUCGUAGCCUACGCUGAAAGUACAGCAGCCAGAAGCGACUGUUAGCUAUUAGCUAAUUCAGAUAACCUAUGAGCGCACGUAUGCUCUCUGUGUAGAAACUCAGAUUUACACCGAUGACUCUGUUUUCGUGUUUGACCCGUGAAAUUGACGUGUAAGUGCCUUUAUUGACACCCUUGUGAGGUGUCAUGGAUUGUACCGCUAUCAAAGAGGCGUACAGGUCCGUGAUAACAUUCCACAUGCGCUGUGAAACUUUUAUCCAACCCAUUAUUACAUUUAGGGUAGGCUAAAGAGAAAACAGAAACACCCCUGUGUAAUGCAAUACAGUUCAUCAGCACCACAAACCACAGCCUCCAAAAAGACAGUACUGCUGAAUCAACACCUCUCUAAAAUGAUUUUUAAACAAACUGAAAAUGAUAAACUUCAUGAAGGUGGGAUUUAUUGCGUUAGUCUGCAUUAGUUUUACCCAGGUGUACUUAAUAAACUGGCAGCUAUUAUGGCAUUUCCACGUGUACUGCGACAUGUAUAAUUUUCUCCAGUUAUUGAAGUGAAUACACAUGUUCACCACAGUAACAGUAAAUACCACGUCUUCUCUAACUGAUAGAAACUUCAUUUCACAAAUCUUUACAAGAAACAGGCGUGACUAACAGAGGUACCAAUGCUACUGUUUAACGAAAUGUAGGGAGGACAGCUGUGUUCAAGAGCAAGUAAGUCACUGGUGCGGUGAGGUGCAGGAUGUAAGAAGAAAGUACAUUUCUCUCAGGGUAGCUUUAGUGGUAUGGAUGGGGAAAGUUGUCUCAAUUGUCGUGGGGAUAUGGAAAAAAAAAAUUGAAGUGUGAAGAGCUGAGGCGAACCAACUGAGGAGGAAGUGGUAUGCUUAGGUGUGGGGGGAACAAUAUUCAUCUCAGUGAGCAACAGUGGCAGCAGGCUUGUGUGUUCCAGAAAGCCUUCUCAGCACUGAUCUCUAACAUGAAUGGGCUGACCAUCUCUCUGCUGCUGUGUGCUCCUGUGCUCGCUCAGUGCUUUCCAGUCGCAGCAAGUCAAGGUGGAAACAGCUCUGUGCAGCUUUUUUUCUGCAAGAUUCCAGGGUGUGCUGCUAAUGUGACUUGCGUAUAUUGCAAUGACAAGCUUCUCUUCACACGUCACACUCACAUCACAUCUUGCACAGGCCCUCCAUCCCCCAAUACUGUCUGCCAGCAUGAUGGUCGGGCAUUUGUUUCCACUAAUGCAGAUGAGUGUGAAUUUGAAGGGACAUCCGGUUAUAUUAAGACUGAAAAAUGUACAGACCACAGCAAGAUUUGUGAUUUUAUCAGUGCUAUAACAUCACCACCAGUCACCACAGAGGGUAUGGUAAAGGACCGCGCAAAACAUGGAUUAAUUGUUGGUGGAGUUGGUACUUUACUACUACUAAUAGUAGGCUUGUAUUUCUGUAAAAAGAGAGGAGACCAAGAGCAAAGUCAACAAGCGACUGAUGUGAUUGAACCCCUAAGUGAGAUGCAAAGCCCUGGAGAAACCACUGAGGGAGAUACUCGUGUUCAUCCUGGAUUGAAUGAUGACAUCUCUCCUUCUCAAUGUGACGAUGGAACUUCCGUUUUUGCUUUGAUUUGUUCUGAGUUUGGUAAAUAAACAUGUUAAGCAUGAAA